Molecule: messenger RNA, 2106 nt
Organism: Trichoderma citrinoviride
Lineage: Eukaryota; Fungi; Ascomycota; Sordariomycetes; Hypocreales; Hypocreaceae
Product: propionyl-CoA synthase
Exons: 3
Coding region: 1-2106 (701 amino acids)
Source: RefSeq, a predicted model, not a curated record
AUGUCUGGUAAAGGGGCCCACGUCCAGGACGAGAUCCUGCGGCACAGCCUGGAGAACCCCGAGGAGUUCUGGGCCAACCAGGCCGAGCAUCUCUUCUGGCACAAGAAGCCCAGCACCGUCUUGAAGCUCACGUCCAAGAAGCUCAAGAGCGGUGUUGAACACGACAGCUGGGAGUGGUUUCCGGAUGGCGAGAUCUCCACGUGCUAUAACUGCGUGGACCGGCACGUCGAGGCUGGUCAUGGCGACCAGGUUGCCAUUUACUUUGAUAGUCCCGUCACCAAGACCAAGCAGAAAAUCACAUACCGUCAGCUGCUUGACGAGGUCGAGAUUUUUGCGGGAGCCCUGAGGGAAGAUGGCGUGCGUAAAGGCGACGUGGUUAUGCUUUACAUGCCCAUGAUCCCCGCGGCGCUAAUUGGCGUCCUCGCCAUAAACCGUCUUGGUGCCAUUCACUCCAUUGUCUUUGGCGGCUUCGCCCCCGCUGCCCUCGCUCAGCGCAUCGACUCAUGCAAGCCCGUCGUCCUCUUGACCGCGUCGUGUGGCAUCGAAGGCAACAAGCCCCCUGUGCCAUAUCGCCCGCUUGUCGAAGAGGCCUUCCAGCUUGCCAAGCACAAACCACGCCGAACGCUCAUUUGGCAGCGGGAGCAGGCUUCCUGGACACCUACUGAUCGCAGCGCGGGUCAAGCAAGCUGGCAGAAGGUCGUCGAGAGCGCACGGUCAAGGUUGAUCAGGGCCGAGUGUGUUCCUGUGAAAAGCUCCGACCCCGUGUACGUCAUCCACACAUCCGGCACCACGGGAUCGCCCAAGGGCGUCCUCCGAGACGCCGGAGGCCAUGCUGUUGGUCUACAUCUCUCAAUCAGCUAUCUUUUCAACAUUCACGGGCCUGGAGACGUUGUCUUCACCGCUUCGGAUAUCGGCUGGGUCGUCGGCCACUCCUACAUCAUAUACGCACCGCUGCUGGCCGGCGCUGCCACUGUCAUAUAUGAAGGCAAGCCAGUCGGGACGCCAGAUGCCUCAGCCUUCUGGCGCAUCGUCGAAGAGUACAAGGUCAACACCAUGUUCACGGCGCCGACGGCUCUUCGUGCCAUCAAGCGUGACGAUCCUGACAACAAGUUCUUGACCCAGAUCGGUGAACGCGGUGGUCUCCGCACACUUAGCGCCCUGUUCUUGGCAGGAGAGCGUUCGGAGCCAAGCAUCAUAUCCAUGUAUCAGGAGCUCUUGGAUAAGUAUGCGGCACCUUCUGCUCAUGUUGUCGACAAUUGGUGGUCCACCGAGGCCGGCUCUCCCAUGACUGGUCGUGCUCUCGCCCCCCACGCAGGCCGCGACCGCAAGGCCAAAGUUCGGCAUGAUCCGCCUCACCUCAAGCCUGGCAGCGCGGGCAAAGCCAUGCCUGGCUUCGACAUCCGCAUCGUAGAUGAUGAGGGCCGCGAAGUGGAAAGAGGCAACAUGGGCAACAUUGUGCUGGGAAUGCCGUUGGCACCGACAGGAUUUCGCACUCUGUGGGAUGAUGAGGAGCGUUUCUACAAGGGAUACUUGCAGAGAUUCAAGGGGAAGUGGUUGGAUACAGGAGAUUCGGGUUGGAUUGAUGGAGAAGGCUAUAUUCACGUCAUGAGCAGGAACGACGAUGUGUUGAACGUGAGCGCGCAUCGGCUGUCAAGCGGUGGUAUUGAGCAAGCCAUAACCUCGCAUCCUCAGGUUGCAGAAGCCUGCGUCGUUGGUAUUCCUGACGCCCUCAAGGGCCAGCUACCUUUUGCCUUUAUCACUCUCUCCACCCCAGAUCACCCAAAAUCUGUUAUCCCUGACGAAAAGCUGGCUGCCGAGAUCCAGGCUCUGGUGAGGAAACAAGUCGGCGCCAUUGCUUCACUUGGCGGCAUCAUCCAAGGCAAGGGCAUGAUCCCCAAGACACGCUCCGGCAAGACCCUCAGGCGAGUGCUGAGGGAGCUGUUGGAGAAUGCAACAAAGGGCGAGUUUGACAAGGAAGUCUCAGUGCCCAGUACCGUGGAAGACGCGGCGGUGGUGGAGGUGGCCAAGGCCAAAGUGAAGCAAUAUUUCGAUGCUGUGGGCAACAAACAUGCCUGUAUCGAGGAUGGCAUCAAGGCGAAGUUGUAA